UGAGAAUGACUCCCCAUGGGACAGGUGGACAUCCCCCACUCUCUAUACUAUCAGUACAACUACAGGAGAGGAAGAGGAGGAAGAGGAAGAAGAGGAAAGCCCCGAGGAUACGCAGACCCAGAUAGUCACAACCGUCACCACUAUCAGGGAGAUACACAGUGAGCCAGAGCCCGCUAUGGAUCGUUAUGAAACCUAUUCCAGGAGCGUGACAGAAGAAGACCAGCAUGUCCAAACACCAGAACCUGAUACUAAAAAAGGGUUUGUGUUUGUGAAAGAGUAUGUCAAUGCAACAGAGCUGUCCUUGUAUAAUGCCAGAGAAACAAUCAAUAGUGGGUCAGAUUAUUUGACAUCAAGCUCUGCCAGUUACUCUUACAGCAGCCCCUCCACUUACACCAGUGGCUCUCUGUCAUCCGCCUGUACAUACUGUGGAAAGCCAGUAGGCAGUGAUGCCAAGAUCUCCAUCCAGCACCUCAAUAUCAACUGCCACCCUGCCUGCUUCAAGUGUGACAUGUGUAGUAAGCCAAUGGGAGACCUUCUCUACAGUAUGUUCCUACAUGGUGGAAAAGUCCACUGCGAGAGCUGCUACUCCAAAGCCUUGGACUGAUUAUCGAAGCUCUUCAGCAGCCUCUUAUCCUCGUCCCCUUCCCUUCACGUUCAUUUGCAUAUACAGUGAGAACUGGUCUUUCGCAAAGUUUGAACUCCGGAGUGUGUUUAGGGUCAUCAAAGAGGCAGUUAUAGUGACCAAUAACAUUGCUUAAUGUUGAUUCUUACAUAAAGUUAAAUUUCUAAUUUGUCAAAUAUGUUGUACAAGCUUGUGUUGUUUUUUUCCUGGUGGUGAAAGCUGUAUCUGCUUGAAAUAGUAAAUUAUGAAGGAUAUGUCUGUACAAGAAGGUUUUUAUAUAUAUAUAUAUAUAUAUAUAUAUAUAUAUAUAUAAUGUAUGAACAUGAACAGACUAUUACAGGCAAGUGGGGUUUUGGCAAGAAUAAUUAUGCAAAAAAAUUACUAUGUUAGAAAAUGUUUACUUAUUUUGCUCUUCUUGAUACAAAAGAGUGUUCACAUGUGAUGUUUUGUUA
This is a messenger RNA of Micropterus dolomieu (smallmouth bass), 1074 nucleotides long. RefSeq names its product zinc finger protein 185 with LIM domain (gene znf185). NCBI's taxonomy places the organism in Eukaryota, Metazoa, Chordata, Actinopteri, Centrarchiformes, Centrarchidae. Bases 176 to 604 code for a protein of 142 amino acids. The transcript has 8 exons. The record is from RefSeq and is a predicted model, not a curated record.